This is a messenger RNA of Scomber scombrus (Atlantic mackerel), 3327 nucleotides long. Its product is annotated as NLR family CARD domain-containing protein 3-like. NCBI's taxonomy places the organism in Eukaryota, Metazoa, Chordata, Actinopteri, Scombriformes, Scombridae. The record is from RefSeq and is a predicted model, not a curated record. The transcript is spliced from 9 exons. Gene Ontology annotation, molecular function: protein binding.
GAGUGACCGGUCUAAAGGUCAUAAUCCAGACUUCAGUAAUGAACCUGUACCCUCAGACACAAAUGUUACUGGUUUACCUCUCAGACUCCAGAAGAUGAAUGAUUUGGAGGAAGAGGAUGACGGAGCAGAGUCUCUAAUAUCCAGCUGUCUGUCUAUGAAGAGUGACCGGUCUAAAGGUCAUAAUCCAGACUUCAGUAAUGAACCUGGACCCUCAGACACAAAGUAAGAGACUGUUUCUACUGUAAACUGACCUGAAGAUGAUUCAAUGCUGUCCUGCUGUUCUUUGUGUCAGGACUUCCUGAAGGAUCCAGUCUCUACCAGCUGUGGACACUGGUUCUGCAGACAGUGCAUCACCUCAUACUGGGACCAGUCUGCUUCAUCAGGAGACUCCUCCUGUCCCCAGUGUGCAGAAAGAUCCAGAACCAGACCUGGACUGCAGACAGACAGUCAGACCAGCACUGUACAAAAAAGUGGUCUGCAGGAGGUUUUAGAUGAACAUCAGAUCAGUCUGAGCAGCAGAUGUGAGCGUGUGACUGAUGAAGCAGGAAAUGAAAUCCUCCUCAACAGCAUCUACACUGAGGUCUACAUCACAGAGGGACUGAGUGAAGAGGUUAAUACCCAACAUGAGGUGAGGCAGCUUGAAACAGCUUCCAAGAUGAAGACCCUCCAUGACACUCCAAUCAAGUGUCACAACAUCUUUAAAGUCUUACCUGGCCAACAGAAACACAUCAGAGUCGUUAUGAUGAGCGGUGUUGCUGGUGUUGGAAAAACCUUCACAGUGCAGAAGUUCACUCUGGACUGGGCAGUGGGCUCCGAAAACCAAGAUAUCAGUCUGCUGAUUCUGUUCUCGUUCAGGGCGCUGAACUUGAUCAAAGAUGAGAAGUACAGUCUGCUCAUGCUGAUCCAUGUUUUCCAUCCAACAUUACAGAAUCUCACAGCAGAGAAGCUCACUGUCUGUAAAGUUUUGUUCAUCUUUGACGGUCUGGAUGAAAGCAGACUUUCACUGGAUUUCAACCACAGUGAGAUCGUGUCUGAUGUCACACAGAAGUCAUCAGUCAGUGUGCUGUUGACAAACCUCAUCGAGGGGAAGCUGCUUCCAUCGGCUCUCAUCUGGAUAACUUCCCGACCUGCAGCAGCCAAUCAGAUCCCUCCUUCUUGUGUUAGCAGGGUAACAGAAGUACGAGGCUUCACUGACGCCCAGAAGGAGGAGUACUUCAGCAGGAGAUUCAGUGAUGAAGAGCUGUCCAGCAAAAUCAUCUCACACAUCAAGACAUCCAGGAGCCUCCACAUCAUGUGUCACAUCCCAGUCUUCUGCUGGAUCACUGCUACCGUUCUGAAGGACAUGUUGACUACAGACCAGAGAGGAGAGUUGCCCAAGACCCUGACUGACAUGUACUCACACUUCCUGCUGGUUCAGACAAAGAGGAAGAAGAUCAAGUAUGAUGAGGGACGUGAGACGAGUCCACAUGAGCUGACCAAGGCUGACAGAGAACUUCUUCUGAAGCUGGGGAGGCUGGCGUUUGAACAACUGGAGAAAGGAAACAUCCUGUUCUACCAAGAAGACCUGGAGCAGUGUGGUCUUGAUGUCACAGAGGCUUUGGUGUUAUCAGGAUUUUGUACAGAGAUCCUCAAAAGAGAGAGUGUGAUCUUCAAGAAAACAGUCUACAGCUUUGUUCAUCUGAGCGUUCAGGAGUUUCUGGCUGCAGUCUACAUGUACCACUGUUACACCAACAGGAACACAGAGGUACUGAAGAACUUCCUGGGAGAAGACUACAAACACAGAGAAUCAGGACCAAAGCCUAUCCUCAAAAAAACGACUGCUCAUUUCAGAAACAGUGACUCAUCUCUGGAGGUUUUCCUGAAGGAAGCCAUGGAGAAAUCUCUCAGAAGUAAAAAUGGCCACCUGGACCUGUUCGUCCGCUUCCUUCAUGGCCUCUCUCUGAGGUCAAACCAGAAACUCUUAAGAGGCCUGCUGGGUCGAACAAAGAACAGUCCAGAAACCAUCCAGAGAGUCAUCAACAACCUGAAGAAGAUGAAAAGUGAGGAUAUCUCUCCUGACAGAAUCAUCAACAUCUUCCACUGCCUGAUGGAGAUGAAGGACCGUUCAGUACAUCAGGAGAUCCAAGAGUUCCUGAAGUCAAAAAGCAGAUCAGGCAAGAAACUCUCUGAGAUCCACUGCUCAGCUCUGGCAUACAUGCUGCAGAUGUCAGAGGAGGUUCUGGAUGAGUUGGACCUGAAGAAGUACAACACAUCAAAGGAGGGCCGACGGAGACUGAUCCCAGCUGUGAGAUACUGCAGAAAGGCUCAACUCUCUGGCUGUGGACUCUCAGAGUCUCACUGUGAAGUUGUUGCCUCAGCUCUGAAGUCCAUCCCCUCCCAUCUGACAGAGCUGGACCUGAACUACAACAAGCUAUUGUAUUCAGGAGUGAAGCUUCUGUCUGCUGGACUGGAGAGUCCAAACUGUAGACUCGAGACUCUGAGAUUGAAGGACUGCAGUUUGUCAGAGACGAGCUGUGCUUCUCUGGUCUCAGCUCUGAAGUCCAACCCCUCCCAUCUGAGAGACCUGGACCUGAGUGAAAACAAGCUGAAGGAUUCAGGAUUGAAGCGGCUAUGUGAUUUUCUGAAGAGUCCAGACUGUAGACUGGACACUUUGGGGUUGAAGGACUGCAGUUUGUCAGAGAUGAGCUGUGCUUUGCUGGCCUCAGCUCUGAAGUCCAACCCCUCCCAUCUGAGAGUGCUGGAUCUGAGUGAAAACAAGCUGCAGGAUUCAGACAUGACACUGCUGUGGGAUUUUCUAAAGAGUCAAUACUCUAGACUGGAGCGUCUGAGAGUGAGGAACUGCAGGUUGUCAGAGAUCAGCUGUGCUUCUCUGGUCUCAGCUUUGAAGUUCAACCCCUCCCAUCUGAGAGAGCUGGAUCUGAGAGGAAACGACCUGCACUUUUCAGAUCUGAUGCUCCUGCGUGAUAUUGAGGAGAGUCCAGACUGGAGACUGGAGACUCUGAGGACUCUCAGCACUUUAUUUCCUCUGUGUACUUCAGUGAAAUCUGCAGAGGAAACACACUUGAUAGUAAAAGUGUGUGCAGGUGUGUGAGCUUGGAGCUCAGUGUGUUCACUCCAACAUGUUAACAUGAGAGCUGAAAGGAAGCAAGCUACGCUGCACAGCUGUUCCACUUCUGGUCUGAAGAGGACUGAAGUCCCUGCUGCUCUUUAUACUGGAUGUGCUGCAUCACUGACUGAAAGCUGAUGAAGUGAGUCUCACUAAACACUGAUUUAUCCCCUCUGUUGUUUCUUCUUCUCUCAUCAGUUACAGAUGAUCUCUGUCAGAGU